AUGAAUAUCGCCAUGUUCCUAUCCAGAUUCCACGCCCUGUGGACAAUCCCGGCGUCGCUGGCGGCCCGGGUUGACCAGACACCUUCGAGCAUCUCCCAGUUCGAAGUCCAUUCGCUUCCCGGGGCUCCUUCUUUGCCGCCCAGCUGGGCUGGAUGGCUUUCUGUUCCGGAUAUGGAGGACGGUAACUCGUUGUUCUUUUGGCUUGUCGAGGCUGAGGAUUCUACGUACGAUGACAAUCUUAUCAGCUUCUACAUCCCCUACUUCGCAUCCGCCAUCAUCGAGAACCAAGGGUCCUUCCCGCUAGACCUCGCUUCCCUGUCCAUGGGCGAUCCCACGAUAGGAGACCCCGCAGCCAUGUCCUCCGUGACUGUCGGGAAAUACCUCGAAUCCCAAAAAUCCGCCCUCCAGAUCCCCGACGACAUCAUCUCAGCCUUCACCGAAGGAAGCGAGGAAUGUGGCUUCGACAAAAUCGUUCAAAAACUAAACACCUCCCCCCCGAAAUCCGGCCAGAUCCCUAUCCCCGGAAACCCAGAUAACCUCUACACCCUGAAAGGCUCAGACGAGCUCAUCAACGGAGCAGACUGCUACCCACACGCAACCGACGCAGACGGUGUAUUAUCCUCCAUACUGAAUGAAACAGACUGCCUCGGCUCCUGUGCAACCUUCAACACAGCCGUGAACUACCUCUACACCAAGACCAAUUGCUUCAGCCAGUAUGACAUCAACGACGGCUGCGACAAAAUCAGCACGUUCCCUAUCCUCGCGAACGGCAGCACUGCGGUGCACGUGUACUCCGGCGAAAACGACUUUCUGCUCAACCACUUCGGCACAGAACUCGUUCUGCAAAACAUGACCUGGAACGGCGCGCAGGGGUUCGCGGAGGAGCCGUCGAAGGUGUUCUACAGUGAUGAUGCUAGACCGGAUGAUGGGAAGAAGAGUGAGGAUAAGUCUGUGGUGGGGACUUGGGGAGAGGAGCGCGGGUUGAGUUAUCAUUUCUUCCAUGGGGCAGGGCAUAGUGUUUUUGCGAAGAAGGGGAGAGAGAUGUUUGCGUUUGUUAGGGAUGUUGUUGUUGCUUAGAUUUUUUUGGGUUUUAUAGAUGGUUUUGUUUUUGAUUGGUUGUGCUGGUUGUAAAAUGAAUGCUGUGGAUGGGAGGAAGCUCCUACAUUUUCAAGGCAUGGAAAUAACGAC
Messenger RNA from Aspergillus glaucus CBS 516.65, 1188 nucleotides. RefSeq names its product putative serine carboxypeptidase (gene cp9). The transcript has 3 exons. The coding region runs from base 1 to 1077 and encodes 358 amino acids. Gene Ontology annotation, molecular function: serine-type carboxypeptidase activity. The record is from RefSeq and is a predicted model, not a curated record. Lineage: Eukaryota; Fungi; Ascomycota; Eurotiomycetes; Eurotiales; Aspergillaceae. Gene Ontology annotation, biological process: proteolysis.